This is a messenger RNA of Morus notabilis, 2367 nucleotides long. RefSeq names its product CO(2)-response secreted protease. NCBI's taxonomy places the organism in Eukaryota, Viridiplantae, Streptophyta, Magnoliopsida, Rosales, Moraceae. Gene Ontology annotation, biological process: proteolysis. The transcript has 11 exons. The coding region runs from base 1 to 2316 and encodes 771 amino acids. The record is from RefSeq and is a predicted model, not a curated record. Gene Ontology annotation, molecular function: serine-type endopeptidase activity.
AUGGUGGAGGAGUCCAGGGAAAAUGGUUGGUCUGUCAACGGAUUUCAAGGAGCCAUAUUGUUGGAAAAUUAUGCAGUUGUAAGGAAAGUAGUCUCGUCUCUUCAGCAGCAUUAUGUCAUAUAUAUGGGAGCUACAAAUCCAUCAUCAAAUGAGAUCAAUGGAGAUAUUGCUCAAGCUGCUGCUGCUGAAUUAGCUCAUUUGCAGCUACUCUCCACCAUCAUUCCAAGCCAAGAGAGUGAGAGAAUAUCCAUAAUCCACAAUUACAAACAUGCAUUUAGAGGAUUCUCUGCCAUGCUUACCGAGGAUGAAGCUCAUCUUUUGUCAGAUCAUAGUGAUGUUAUCUCAGUGUUCCCGGACACGAUGCUUCAACUCCACACAACACGUUCAUGGGACUUUAUAGAAGGAAAAGCAGGCAGGCUGUCAAGAUGGGGCUUGGAAAAGCAUGUCACUAGUGACAUCAUUAUUGGGAUUUUAGAUACGGGUAUAUGGCCGGAGUCUCCAAGUUUCAAUGACGAAGGAAUUGGGCCGAUCCCUUCAAGAUGGAAAGGGGUUUGUUUGGAGGGAUCAGACUUCAAAAAGUCCAAUUGCAAUAGGAAGUUGAUCGGUGCAAGAUACUACGCCAAUGAAGAGAAGACACUUGACUCGCCGAGAGACUCGGAGGGCCACGGAACACACGUGGCGUCCACAGCGGCGGGUGCACCAGUUACCAAUGCCUCCUACUUCGGUUUAGCCAGAGGCACGGCCAGAGGUGGUGCCCCAUCUGCCAGGAUUGCCAGCUACAAGGUUUGCUCAUCUGAAGGUUGCUACGGCGCAGCCAUUUUGCAAGGCAUCGAUGACGCCGUCAAUGACGGAGUUGACGUGAUUUCCAUCUCCAUUGGUUCCGGCACGUCUAGUGAGUUCUUUGAGGACCCAAUUGCCAUUGGAGCUUUCCAUGCUGAUCAAAACGGCGUCGUGGUGGUUUGCUCCGCUGGGAAUUACGGCCCUGAACCUUUCACCGUCGGUAACACCGCGCCGUGGAUUUUUACCGUCGCGGCUUCUAGUUUGGAUAGAGAUUUUCAGUCCACUGUUUUGCUUGGCAAUGGAAGAGGCCUCAAGGGAUCUGCCAUUUUCUUAAAGCUUUCACGAUCAGCCAUACAUCCACUUGUAUUUGGAAAGGAUGCGGCUCCUAAUUCUUCUGUCGCAUUGGAAGCAAGCAAGUGCUAUCCAGGAUCUUUGGACCCUAAAAAACUCGCAGGAAAGAUUGUCGUUUGUGCAGAUGAUGAGGAGCCUUUAAGUUUAAGGGGCUGGAAGAGACAACCUCUAGUAGAAGAGGCUAAGGUCAAAGGAGUAAUUUUCAUAGAAAAAGAGGAAGGAGUUGUGCCUUCUGUUACUGGCAUUUUCCCAUACGUAGAAGUUGGCAAAAUUGCAGGAUCUCAGAUUCUUAACUACAUCAAAUCUACCAAAAAGCCAACAGCAACGAUCCUUCCAACAGUUGAAAUUUCAAGACAUAAGCCCGCGCCGAUUGUGGCCUAUUUUUCAUCAAGAGGACCUGGGGAGUUAACCGAAAACAUUCUCAAGCCGGAUAUAAUGGCUCCCGGAGUGAACAUUUUAGCUGCCAUGGUUCCAAAGAUUAAAGAAGCAGUUGGGAAGAAACUGUCCAAGUUUUCUAUGAGAUCUGGAACAUCAAUGUCUUGUCCGCAUGUUUCCGGGGCUGCUGCAUUCGUUAAGUCAGUUCGCCGUCGAUGGACUUCUUCUAUGAUCAAAUCCGCGCUUAUGACCACCGCAAAGACAUACGACAACAGGAGGAAGGUAUUAACAAACAGCUCAAGCCACAUAGCAAAUCCACACGAGGCAGGAUCUGGAGAAAUGAACCCAAUUAAGGCUCUAAAUCCAGGGCUAGUCUUCGAAACGACAACACAAGACUAUCUUCAAUUCCUUUGUUACUAUGGCUAUUCGCAAAAGGACAUAAGAAGCGUGGCGUCAAACACGAAGUUCAAAUGUCCCGAACAUUCUAACAAAGAACUAAUCUCCAACAUUAAUUACCCCUCCAUUUCUAUCAGCAAGCUCCGCAGAAACCAAUCCAAAGUCAUACAAAGAACUGUCACUAAUGUGGGACCCUCCAACUCCGCAUACAUUGCUAAGGUUCAAUCUCCCAAGGGCUUAGUUGUGAAGGUUAUUCCGGACAAGAUUGUGUUCACAAAGGGCCUGAAGAGAGCUCCUUUUGAGGUGUCGUUUUUCGGUAAUAAGGAGGCUGCUAGUGGCUACAACUACGGAUCUAUUACUUGGUUUGAUGAUCGGCGUUCUGUUCGUGUUGUGUUUACUGUGAAUCUUGACUAAUUUGGAAGUGUGUUGCGGUUAGGCAAAUUAAUAUAUAUAUAUAUAUAUACA